AUGGCACCGAAAGGCAAAGCUGCGGACAAAGGCGGUGCUGCAAAGGGGAAAGGGAAGGGUAAGGCAGAUGAAGAGGAGAAGGGUGGCAAGGUUAAGGGAGCGCAGUUUAUCAACGUUCGGCAUAUUCUGUGCGAGAAGCAUAGCAAGAAAGAAGAAGCCCUUGCCAAGCUGAAGGCUGGCGCCAAGUUUGACGAUGUCGCCAGGGAGUUUUCGGAGGAUAAGGCCAGGGCAGGGGGAUCACUAGGUUGGAAGAAGAGAGGAGAUCUGGAUCCUGCGUUCGAAGAGGCAGCUUUUGCACUAGAGGCCUCGACGACGGCGAGUCCAAAAUACGUUGAGGUUAAAACUGGGUUUGGAUAUCACAUCAUAAUGGUUGACGGACGUAAGUGA
This is a messenger RNA of Amorphotheca resinae ATCC 22711, 387 nucleotides long. RefSeq lists its product as hypothetical. Gene Ontology annotation, biological process: rRNA processing. The record is from RefSeq and is a predicted model, not a curated record. Bases 1 to 387 code for a protein of 128 amino acids. Gene Ontology annotation, molecular function: DNA binding; peptidyl-prolyl cis-trans isomerase activity. Lineage: Eukaryota; Fungi; Ascomycota; Leotiomycetes; Helotiales; Amorphothecaceae. The transcript has 3 exons.